Thelazia callipaeda (thelaziosis nematode) is the source of this 3549-nucleotide messenger RNA. NCBI's taxonomy places the organism in Eukaryota, Metazoa, Nematoda, Chromadorea, Rhabditida, Thelaziidae. The record is from the annotation of a GenBank genome assembly.
AUGCUAAAAAAUGGCUUAGAACAACAACAGCAGUCAGCGUUAGCGAUGAUUAACAUGCUGAAUAUGGCGCAGUUAUUAUCGUUCGCAUCAGCUGGACAAACCGCUCUAUCGAGUGAUGUUGCAGCUGGUCCACAAGCUCAAGCAGCACUGGCAAAUUUAGCUGCCGGAUUUCCUCCUCUGAUUUCACCUUUUGGCACUUUAGGACAGUUGCCGGUUUCAAGCGAAUCUACAGGAACUACGUCAGCUGCUACAAGUGAGCAGUCUAGUACAACUGUGGAUGAUGAACGCACUCCACGCACUGGUGUAGCAUUCCGUAAAAUGCUUGAAACUUAUGGAGCACUACUGACUUCAAGCACAGACUUUCCAGGUUUUGAUGUGGUAAUGCAGUAUAAUGAAGAUUUGGAGCAACAGAAGCGUAAAUUAGACAUGCUACCAGAUGAGGCAAUUCCAGCUCUGAGUCGCGCAGAAUGUACAAAAUGCAAUAAAACAUUUAGCAGUAUAUGGGUGCUCAAAGCUCAUUACGAAGAGGCGCAUGAAAGUACUGUACCAGAGGAAGAAAUUGAAAAUUUCGCAAAGCGAUUGCACGAAGUAUUGGAUGAUAACGAAGAAAAAGAAAACGAUGAAAGUGAUUUGAGUGCUGAACAAGCAAGCACAGCAGAACAACCAUUAACACCAGUCUCGAGUUGCAGUGCUAAGAAACGAACUUUGUCAAGAGAUGAACUACCUUUGAGUAGUAGUCAUGGAGCUGAAUUAAACAGCGAAUGUGCAUUCUCACUGAAUCAGUCAUCAACUACCUCAGUUACAAAUGAAGACGAUAAAUAUACACCUGAGGCAAAGAAAGUGAGGGAAGAUAGGCGUUCAAGUUCAGCAGGUACUACACCUCUACCAUCAACAUCAAAAGAUUCACCUGAUUUGAAUAAUCAACUUGCUAUGAUGAGUAUGCUUGGAUUUCCAUUUAUGCCAAAUCCUUUCAUGCCUUUAAUACCACGUGACUUCUUUGCAAAUCCUCUCUUUGCUGCGCAGCAAAAUGCUACAACUGCUUUAUCACAAGCAAUUCCAAGUCCAUCACCGGCUAAACGAGCUCGAACACGCAUUACUGAUGACCAAUUGAAAAUCUUGCGACAGUACUUUGAUAUCAAUAAUUCUCCAAGUGAACAGCAGAUUAAAGAAAUGUCUGUAAAAGCUCAACUUCCAGAAAAAGUUAUCAAACACUGGUUUCGGAAUACUCUUUUCAAGGAACGGCAGCGUGAUAAAGAUUCCCCCUACAAUUUCAACAUUCCACCCCAAAUGACCAUUGAUUUGGAUACUUAUGAAAAAACAGGCGAAACAAAAAUAACUACCCUUAAAGUAGAAGCAGAAGAAAAACCUAAAACACAACUGAUGCAAGUAUCUGAAAAUCCGGUUAAUAUGAGUUGUAUUUCUAAUCAAAUCUCUUCUACAAAUAUUCAAAUUCCCCAAAUGCAUUCAGCGCCAUCUACGUGCAAUAAUCCCUUUGCUUCUUUCUUACACGACGACAAAAAUCUUUCAUCUAUACUAUCAAAUCUAUCAUCUUCGAAUUCAGUAACCGGUCGUCGUGCUAAUCGUACUCGUUUCACAGAUUAUCAACUUCGUACUUUGCAACAAUUUUUUGACAAACAGGCUUAUCCUAAAGAUGAUGAUUUAGAACUUUUAUCGAAGAAACUCCAACUUAGUCCACGAGUUAUCGUUGUUUGGUUUCAGAAUGCAAGACAAAAAGCUCGAAAAAUUUAUGAAAAUCAGCCUACUUCAAGUAAUGAUGAUCGGUUUAUGAAAACUCCUGGGAGUAACUUCCAGUGCAAAAGAUGUCAAUUAGUAUUCCAACGUUAUUAUGAAUUAAUACAGCAUCAACAAAAAUUAUGCUACAAAGAUGAUUGCUUAGCUCAACAAAAAGAUAAUAAAGCCGUAGAAGAAAAUUUGAGUGAAGAUGAAAAGAGCAAUUUAGAAUUAGAUUUACGUGACACCUCGUGCAUGACCUCUGUGCCAAUUGCAUCUACAAGUCAAACAAAUACAUUAGGUGGAGCAUUAGCUCAACUUAUUGGUGCAGCAUCCUGUGGAACUGGUAGUGAUAUUAAUCAAACAGAUUUCUUAAAACUUAUCUCAUCAACUAAACCACAAGACCCAUCACUGAAAUUGAAGAUAAGAGAUAAGAAAAAAGCGAUAUUCUAUAAACGUUGUCCAUUUUGCUGUUUAUUAUUUCAUUCUCGAGAAUCACUAAUUGCACACAUUCCAAAUCGCCAUCCGGAUCAAGUAAACAACACCUCAAUCAAUGUCGACUUACUACCAGACGCCGAAGACGUACCAACAAUUACAUCUUUGGCAGAAGAGAAUUCACCUGGAGAUGGAUCCAAAACAAAUGGUUUUUCUAAAAAAUCAGAACUUUCACCACUUGAUCUCAGCUGUACUACUAAUGGCGAAGGGCGGGAAGAUUCUUUAUCAAUAUCGCCAUCAUAUGCACAUUCUGAUAACGAUGAUAACAAUAGUGAUAACGUUGAUACUAGUGAACGUUACAAUAGCGUGUCUCCUGGUGCUACUGGUGCUGGAUCUUUGAGUUCUCAGAGAAGUCCAACUAGUUCAAAACGAUAUCGUACUCAUUUGACACCACUACAAGUUCAUGUGAUGAAAAGCAUCUUCCUAAAUUAUAAAACUCCAUCGAUGAAUGAAUGUGAUUUGUUAGGAGCAGAAAUUGGUCUUCACAAACGAGUAGUUCAAGUAUGGUUUCAGAAUGCUCGAGCAAAGGAGAGAAAAUCUCGCUCACAGAGUGGGGAUGAGGAAUUUUUUCGCUGUACAUCAACCCGUUGUGCAAUAUGUGGUAUUAACUAUGAUCAUCAUAUCACUAUGCAUGAUCAUAUAUUUACAACUAGUCAUAUUAAUCAAGUCAAGAAACUUCUUCAAGUAGAAAAAAGUCAGUCAGAAAAUUCAAGAGACUUGACAGCUUCACGAGAAAUGAAUGAUAAGGAAGAAACUCACCGGACAAGAAUGAAAGCAGUUCGAGAUCGACGAACUUUGAAAUUACCUACCACAUCAUCUUCCAGCCCUGGAACAAAUACAAUACCACAUUUUCCAUAUAAUUUUUUAUAUGGCAUGCAACCAGGUUUGGCACCAUUAAUGUAUGAUCCAAAUUUGAUGGGUACACCAAUUCCAAUGUUGCAAAUUCCUGAAAGUGUUAUGGCUCAAAUUACGGCUGAUAUGAGUUCUGGACGUGGAUCAUCAAAAUUUACGCAAGAUGGCAAGACAUUUCAGCAACUAGUUGCAGUAAUACCAUUGCGAGAUUUUCAAUGUGCAGCAAGUACAGAUAGUGAGGUAGGCUGGGCAUGUCCACAGUGUACUAAUGUAUUUCAACAGGAACAAUUAUUGAAAAAUCAUCAGCGAUUAAUAUGUCAAGGAUGUGAUUCAGUGUUCAAAUUAAUACAAACACAUUAUCAGUGUCGUGCUUGUAAUGCGAAAUUCGGUGCGCAAACUGAAUUUCGAGUUCAUUGCGAGUCAUUAGAGCAUCAAACAGCACGUGAAAUAUUUCUCGGUAGAGCUGCUUAG